UCGAUGGAGGAGAAGACCCUGAUGGCCACCAAUGGGGGGAAAAAUAUGGCCAAGCGGGCUUCAAGGCCGAAAAAUGGCAAACCCCCAAAGCGAUAAGCCUAGGCACAUCAAGUGCCUGCAAGUGAACCUCCAUCAUGCAAAGGCGGCCUCUGACGUCUUAUGCAGGAGGUUCAAAACAGAACUUUUGGAUGUCGCAUUCAUCCAAGAACCGUGGGUUUUCGCCGGGGCUAUUAAAGGCCUAAACGACUGUGAUGAGUUGACACAACAGGACUUAGCUGCUGUAUGGACUAAAGUGCCCACUCAAAUGGGAGAACAAGAGGUCGUUCUCGCUUCAGCUUACCUCGCAGGCGACAGCUGUGAGAUGCCCACAAGGGAAGUAAUAGCCCUAGAGGAGUACUGCAGAAGGAGAAAGCUGAAACUAGUAAUGAGCUGUGACGCCAAUGCCCAUCACUGUGUUUGGGGUAGCUCGGACACCAAUUCUAGAGGUGAGUCAUUUCUUGAAUUUAUCACUAAGAACAAUUUAUUUAUUCUUAACCGGGGUAAUGAGCCGACCUUUGUCAAUGCUAGGGGAGGUUCUAGACUUGACAAUUUCCUCAACUAGCUUGUCGACCUUUAUCUCAAACUGGCAUGUCUCAAAUGAGGUAUCUAUGUCGGACCACCGGCAUAUUCGAUUUGAU
Messenger RNA from Rhagoletis pomonella (apple maggot), 677 nucleotides. RefSeq lists its product as uncharacterized. The transcript is spliced from 2 exons. NCBI's taxonomy places the organism in Eukaryota, Metazoa, Arthropoda, Insecta, Diptera, Tephritidae. Gene Ontology annotation, molecular function: catalytic activity. The coding region runs from base 32 to 601 and encodes 189 amino acids. The record is from RefSeq and is a predicted model, not a curated record.